CUCCUUAAAGAGGAACACUGCUUUACGUGGCAAGAAGUCCGGACGUGACAUCUUCAUCUGAGGAAUUUAACUCUUCUGCCCACCUUUUAAUAAAGCGUCUAUCUCAAUCAGCCGGAGGUGACUUGAGUGUCUCCGGUGGCAUGUGGAGCAUGUGGCGGCUUUUAUGGGCUGCGUUUCUUCCAGCCAUCAUCUUGGCUUAUGAAGUGGACUGGAAGAAGCUGGACGGUCUCGCCAGGGCAAAAGUGGAGAGCUGUGGAGGAUGACAGCUGAACAGACUGAGGGAGGUCAAGGCCUUCGUGACCCAAGACAUCCCUCUGUAUCACAACUUGGUGAUGAAGCACAUCCCUGGUGCAGACCCUGAGCUCGUCCUCCUGAAUCACUAUUACGAGGAGCUGGAUCGCAUCCCGCUGACACACAUGAGCCGUAACGACAUCAACAACCUUCUGGCCGAGUUGGGCUUCUAUAAAAAAGUACAAGCAGAAGAUGAAGUGCCGGAAGAGUUUCGCUUCUCCCCUGCUAAAGAUAGCCCCUUCAACGAGUAUCACAGUAAAACAGCGAGCAGCGAUCAAUCCCAGGAGCCGCAGCCUGAGAAAGAGUCACCACACGGAGAUUUAUAGUCUUUAUACACGAAAACAUCAUUAGACUGGAUAUCUUUUCCCCCAGCCUGUGUGUUUGUGUGUGGUGCUUUUUCAGUAUGGAUGUAUAUACAGCUGCUGUUACAGAGUCCACUUUCUGCCCAGUUAAGAACUGAAUGAUGCCCCAAACUGUAAAAUCAGCUGAUUGGUUUUGGGCUGAUGAUCUGCGCUCUUACUGGUGUAAAAUGUUGGUCUCCAUAACAGUGCUAUAAUGCAUAAUAUGACAAAUAAAUAAAUAUUUUUAACUGGAA
Messenger RNA from Hemibagrus wyckioides, 886 nucleotides. It is a transcript of the gene selenom, whose product is annotated as selenoprotein M. Gene Ontology annotation, molecular function: oxidoreductase activity. Gene Ontology annotation, cellular component: endoplasmic reticulum lumen. The transcript is spliced from 5 exons. Lineage: Eukaryota; Metazoa; Chordata; Actinopteri; Siluriformes; Bagridae. The record is from RefSeq and is a predicted model, not a curated record.